Molecule: messenger RNA, 3583 nt
Organism: Puntigrus tetrazona (Sumatra barb)
Lineage: Eukaryota; Metazoa; Chordata; Actinopteri; Cypriniformes; Cyprinidae
Gene: atp6v0a1b
Product: ATPase H+ transporting V0 subunit a1b
Exons: 22
Coding region: 146-2746 (866 amino acids)
Biological process (GO): vacuolar acidification; proton transmembrane transport
Cellular component (GO): vacuolar proton-transporting V-type ATPase complex; plasma membrane; vacuolar proton-transporting V-type ATPase, V0 domain
Molecular function (GO): ATPase binding; proton-transporting ATPase activity, rotational mechanism
Source: RefSeq, a predicted model, not a curated record
UGACCCUGUAGCAGCAGGCGUGACGUCACGUAGCACGUCUGCUCAUCCUCGCAGAGGUGAACGGAUCUUUUACUGAAGAAGUCAAGGACGCAUCCAGCAGGGUUGAUUUCUAAGCUGUGGGUGAGUUCCCGUGACCUGCAGCAUCAUGGGGGAGUUGUUCCGCAGUGAGGAGAUGACUCUGGCCCAGCUCUUCCUCCAGUCUGAAGCUGCCUACUGCUGCGUCAGUGAACUGGGAGAGCUGGGAAUGGUGCAGUUCAGAGAUCUCAACCCUGAUGUGAACGUGUUCCAGAGGAAGUUUGUGAAUGAAGUGAGACGUUGUGAGGAGAUGGACAGAAAGCUCAGGUUCGUAGAGAAGGAAAUUAAGAAAGCUAACAUUCCAACAAUGGACACUGGUGAGAAUCCUGAAGUCCCUUUCCCCCGAGACAUGAUUGACCUUGAGGCAACCUUUGAGAAGCUGGAGAAUGAGCUGAAGGAGAUCAAUACUAAUCAGGAGGCCCUGAAGAAGAACUUUCUGGAGCUGACAGAGCUCAAGCAUAUCCUCAGACGUACCCAGCAGUUCUUUGAUGAGAUGGAGGAUCCAAAUCUUUUGGAAGAAUCAUCAUCUCUGCUGGACCCCAGUGAGGCUGGUCGAGGUGCCCCACUGCGACUGGGGUUUGUGGCUGGGGUUAUAAACCGGGAAAGAAUCCCCACAUUUGAAAGGAUGCUGUGGAGAGUCUGUCGUGGAAAUGUCUUUCUCCGUCAGACAGAGAUUGAGGACCCUCUUGAGGACCCCACAACCGGAGACCAGGUGCACAAAUCUGUCUUCAUCAUCUUCUUCCAAGGAGACCAGCUUAAGAACAGAGUGAAAAAGAUCUGUGAAGGGUUCCGUGCAUCUCUAUACCCAUGCCCUGAGACCCCUCAGGAGAGGAAGGAAAUGGCAGCAGGUGUCAACACCCGCAUUGAUGACCUCCAGAUGGUACUGAAUCAAACAGAAGACCACCGGCAGAGGGUUUUACAAGCCGCUGCGAAAACCAUCCGUGUGUGGUUCAUCAAAGUGAGGAAGAUGAAGGCCAUUUAUCACACUCUGAACCUCUGUAACAUCGACGUUACACAGAAAUGUUUGAUUGCUGAGGUCUGGUGCCCCGUUUCUGACCUUGAUUCUAUUCAAUUCGCUUUGCGGAGAGGAACAGAAAGGAGUGGCUCCACAGUUCCCUCCAUCUUAAACCGAAUGCAGACUAAACAGACUCCACCCACUUACAACAAGACCAACAAGUUCACCUCAGGUUUCCAGAACAUUGUGGAUGCUUACGGUAUCGGAACAUACCGUGAGAUCAAUCCAGCACCAUACACGAUCAUUACAUUCCCGUUCCUGUUUGCUGUCAUGUUUGGGGACAUGGGUCAUGGAGUGCUGAUGACAUGUGCUGCACUUUAUCUAGUCAUCAGAGAGAGCCGCCUGCUCGCUCAGAAGAGUGAUAACGAGAUGUUUAGCAUGAUUUUUGCAGGACGCUAUAUCAUUCUUUUGAUGGGGAUAUUCUCAGUCUAUACCGGACUCAUCUACAAUGACUGCUUCUCCAAGUCCCUCAAUAUGUUCGGUUCAGGCUGGAGUGUGCGGCCCAUGUUUUUUCCUAAGGGAAACUGGACGUUUGAGACUCUGGAUGGUAACCCAGUUCUUCAGUUAGACCCUGCUGUUCCUGGUGUGUUUGGUGGCCCCUAUCCUCUUGGCAUUGACCCCAUAUGGAAUAUUGCCACAAACAAGCUGACAUUCCUGAACUCAUUCAAAAUGAAGAUGUCUGUAAUCCUGGGUGUCAUUCAUAUGCUGUUUGGAGUCACUCUGUCCCUCUUCAAUCACCUGUACUUCAAGAAACCUCUGAACAUUUUCCUGGGUUUCAUUCCUGAGAUUGUUUUCAUGAGCAGUCUGUUUGGUUAUCUGAUCUUACUCAUCUUCUACAAGUGGACGGCUUAUGAUGCAGUGACAUCUAAAGAUGCUCCCAGUCUUCUGAUCGCCUUCAUAAAUAUGUGUCUUUUCAACUACAAUGAUCCUACAAACAAACCCUUGUAUAGAGGACAGACAGGAAUUCAGUCUCUGUUGGUGGUGAUAGCUCUGGCGUGUGUGCCGUGUAUGCUGGUGGUGAAGACCAUGGUCCUGCGCCGUCAGCACCUGUGGAAGAAGCACCUGUCCCAGAUGAGGGAGGCAAGACCUGCUGAGAAUCUAGAAACUUUAGAGCAGACAGGCUCACCCACCGGACUCACCCAACAGGGCACGCAGAAGUUCGGUGGCGUCCGGGUCGGAAACGGGCCUACAGAGGAUGAGGCGGAGAUCAUUGACCACGACCAGCUCUCGCAGCACUCAGAGGAAGGAGAUGAGCAUUCAGAGGAAGAACCGUUUAACUUUGGAGAUAUGGCUGUUCAUCAGGCAAUUCACACUAUAGAGUACUGCCUGGGCUGCAUCUCCAACACUGCCUCAUAUCUGCGGCUCUGGGCCCUUAGUUUGGCUCAUGCUCAGUUGUCUGAGGUUCUUUGGGGAAUGGUGAUGCACCUUGGACUGUCCUCGAGGAGCGGUGGUGGAUUCUUUGGCCUGUCCAUCAUUUUCUCGGCCUUUGCCACACUAACAGUGUGCAUCUUACUCAUCAUGGAGGGACUGUCUGCUUUUUUGCAUGCUCUGCGCUUGCAUUGGGUGGAGUUCCAGAACAAAUUCUACACGGGACAGGGAUUCAAGUUUGUCCCGUUUUCCUUCGAGAGUAUCCUGGAGGGUCGUUUCGACGAAUGAGCUACUUCAGCGUUAUCAAAUAUCAUCAGUUCCCGCUCUUGCAUGGAUCCUGUCUUACCCUGUCCUCUCCAGGAGCAGUGCUGUCUGUUGAAGUGUUUGUAAGAUGUGACCCCUACCCUCUAAAUGCACAGUUUCCUGGGUGUUUUUGAGAUGUGUUCUGUGAGCCUUUCAACCAGAUUUAUAACCUUACUUUAUGUACACAGUCCUUCAAAUCGGUGUGGUAACUAUAAUGGAUGUUAUUGGAAGUCUUAGAUUGAACAGUUUAAAUAAUAAUUUGGAAUAAUUCUACAAAAAGGGGAUUUUCACACUGCUCUUAACCAUUCUGAGAUUUCAAGUUUAGCCUUUAAGGUUAAAUAACUUAAAUAAACAUGAGAUUUUCCUAAUUAUGAUGUUACUCUGCACCUGUUGUGUCUCUUCAAACAUUCAAACUAUUCAAAUUUGAGCUCACAUAUGGAUAGAAAGCAGCUAGUCAAAAAAGCAACAGAAUAAAGGUUAACAUCCUGUUACUGAGUAAACAGCAAUGGAUAUCUAAAGUCUCUUGAGGCAGCUAGUAAAAAGCUAGUCAGUGCCUGGUGGACUGUCUUCAGCCAUUUCUUGCUCAAAAUUGAAACAUAUCAACACAGAAAUAAAAUGUUUAUUUAAUUUAUUAUCUAGUUGUUUGCUGCUGUGUUUGAUUGUUUUGAUGUGGUGAUGUGGCAAGUCUCUUUACACACAUAAGAAAGUGUUGCAUGGACGAACAUUCCAGUGUGAAAAAUACAAUCAGAGGAGUCAAAGCUGUCUGUUAAUGUAAAACCCAGUUCCUCCUAAAUCAGACAAUUAAAUAUCUUGUGACAAUAA